Messenger RNA from Sugiyamaella lignohabitans, 498 nucleotides. RefSeq names its product Psf1p (gene PSF1). The transcript has a single exon. Gene Ontology annotation, cellular component: GINS complex. Gene Ontology annotation, biological process: DNA replication; DNA strand elongation involved in mitotic DNA replication. Lineage: Eukaryota; Fungi; Ascomycota; Dipodascomycetes; Dipodascales; Trichomonascaceae. Bases 1 to 498 code for a protein of 165 amino acids. The record is from RefSeq and is a predicted model, not a curated record.
AUGUAUGGUGAUAUUGCGAAUAAACUGAUUCAGGACGCCAAGCUGACUCAGAUGCUUGAAACUCUUCCUCUGUAUCAGGAAGAACUGGUUCGAAGUAUAGUGAGAGAGGUGCGGGACCUGCAUCGCGAUACUGAAGCGGUGCUGGCACGGUAUGGAGGUGAACUUCCGACUCAAGACAGAAAAGUUGCUUGUUGGAUCUUUGUACAGCAUCUGUGUAUGAGGAGAAACAAGCGUUGUUUGCUGGCGUACCAACGUCUACGAUCUACUCGUUUGGAUGCAAUGGCAUGGAACGAUGUAGACACCAUGGACCAAGAGGUGCUCAACAACCUCAACCCGAAUGAACAAGAUUAUUUACGAGAUUAUUCCGAGUUAUUGGUAGAUUACAAAGGCGAGUGGGUGGAUGUUGACUUGACAGGAUCACUAGAGCCACCACGGGAUCUCUUCAUCGACGUCCGAGUCCUGAAAGAUGCUGGUGAGAUCCAGACCGAAUAUGGGUAA